AGUUUGUGUAUGAUUUUAGGGCGAGGUUGUUGCGGGGUUAGUUUCAUGCUAACUCGCUACUCACUCGGCCCCGGACGGUGCAGUUUCUCCCUCUCGUUCAUAAUAAUUCAACUUUAUCUGAAUGUUUUGAUGUCCGGAUGGAAAACCGUGCUGUUGAGUUGAAUGCAUGUUGUUUUUUUGCAUGGGGUUUGGUCUGGUUCACUUCUGCUCCGGUGACGGCAAAAGAGAUGGGAUGUUUAUUUUAUCUCCAGUUCAACCCUCCCUGCCACAACUGCAACACCACAUGUCCCCUCAGUUAAGUGACAGACUUCAACAAUGGCUUGGAGGCCAGUUCAGACUCAGACGACGAGGACAAGCUACACAUUGUGGAGGAGGACAGUCUGCAGGAGCCCGAGGUCGCCAACACUGAUGGGACCAAAAUGGAGGACAGCCAUGGCGCCACGACAAGCCCAGUAUUACCCUACAACGGCUCCUUAAACGGAGUGAAGGAGGAGUAUGUGUCAGAAGAGGAAGGGGAGGCUGACAAGGAACCUCUAGUGGAGGAGAUCCUCCAGCAGGGAGACACAGCCGUCAUCUAUCCUGAAGCCCCUGAGGAUGAGCAGAGUCCAGCAGAGACAGGAGGCGCUGAUGAAAACGGCACACCAGAUUCCUUCUCCCAGUUGCACACCUGCCCAUACUGCUCACGGGGCUACAAGCGCAACGCCUCGCUGAAGGAGCACAUCAAGUAUCGCCACGAGACCAGCGAGGACAACUACAGCUGCUCGCACUGCAGCUACACAUUCACGUACCGCUCACAGCUGGAGAGGCACAUGAGCCACCACAGGGGCACAAGGGAGCAGCGUCACGUUACCCACCGGCCGACAGGUGGAUCAGAAGGAAAAGGUGGAACCCGCAAGUUCAUGUGUACCGAAUGUUCCAAGGCCUUCAAAUACAAGCACCACCUGAAGGAGCACCUGCGCAUUCACAGUGGUGAGAAACCAUAUGAAUGCUCAAACUGCAAGAAGCGAUUCUCCCACUCAGGUUCCUACAGCUCCCACAUCAGCAGUAAGAAGUGUGCAGCAACCCCCAAUGGCGUCCCUCGAUUGCCGAUCAAAUCUCCCCCACCCACCACCCAGACCACACCGGUCGUAAUUGCUCCAGCCCGCAUGAUUCUCAAAGAGAAGACUGACAGCAAGCCCCUCCAGGAGCAGCUCCCCGUCACCCAGAUCAAAUCAGAACCUGUGGAAUACGAGUGCAAGGCCAUGAUGGCAGCACCAGCAACUUCAGCUGGUACCAACGGGGUGGUGAACGGAGGGACGGCACAGCCAGCUGUGGUUCCAGCUGCAACCUUGCCUCAGGGCAUGGCUAUGGUGGUGCCAGCCGUCGGCCUCAUGUCGCCCAUCAGCAUCCACUUGAACGACUUGCAGAAUGUGCUCAAAGUGGCGAUGGAUGGAAACGUGCUCAGGCAGGUGCUGGGCACAGCUAACGGGGUGGUGACGCAGGGAAAGCAGGGAAUCGUAGUUCAGCAGCCCCAGCAGCAGAUCAUCAGCCUGCCAGCCUUUGUGGAUCACGACGGCACCACGAAGAUCAUCAUCAACUACAGCAUCAGCCCCACAGCCGCUACCACUGCCACGGGCCAGCCUGCACCGCUUGUUGCCAAAACCAAUCCUGCUCCCCCUCCCACUGUCACCACUGCUGCAGCCCCCACCCCCACCAAGACAGACAGACCCUCGACACCAGAGGUGGCCGACCUCUCCAUUGUAAAGGCCGAGCCCGAAUCGGUAGCCAUCCCAGACAUUGAGGCAGCCACACAGACAGAAAUGGAACCUGUCAAGACUUCAUAUGCCCAAACAGCUCAUAUGCCAAAAGUCAACAGCUCCAGUUCGUGUUUACUCUGCGAUGACUGUCCCGACAACCUGGAGGCGCUACACCUCCUCCAGCACCGCAAAGCAGCCAAUGGGGAGGCCGUUGACUCGGCCGCGUUGGACCCCUCGUUCGCCGCUCUGCUCAGCGAGGCAGGGGUGACGCUGGAGGAGCCACCUGUGGACGACCUGCUCUCACUCCUCAAGACCUACUUUGCCUCCAAUGCCAAACCCAGCGAGAAGGAGCUGUCAAAGAUCUCGGAGUCUGUCAGGAUUCCCGUGGAUGUGGUCAGAAAGUGGUUUGCCAAGAUGAACUCUGGGAAAAAUGUGGGCAAAUAUCGCAGUGGCGCUACAGCGGUUUCCAAAAAGACUGAAACCACGAGUCUCAGCUUGGAGGACGCCUCGAAUCAUAACGGUGAGGCAGAGGAGGACAGCUCCCAAGAAACCUCCAACAAAGCCCCAUCCGAAUCUGGCAGCGCAUCUCCGUCAGACUCCUCACCACUAAGCCUCAACGCCGGGGACCUCGUCAUCGUUAAGAGUGAGCCAGAAGACCCGGACACCCCGGACUCCCAGGCCGAGCCGCUCGACCUCUCCCUCCCUAAACACAUCGCAGCAGCAUUGGAGACGGCCCAGCCCCCCGCCAAGCAGCAGGAGCACCCCCUGAACCUGACCUGCCUGAGGAAGGAGCAGCUGGACGGGCGAACCUUCUACGUCAACAAGACCGGAGGGCCCGUCAACAUCGUCACUACCACACAGCUGCCCACGUUAGUGGCCAUCGCUGGUCAGGGCGCGGUGGGCUGUCUCAGCGCCAUCAACACCACGACCAAACGCACCAUCCUCAUCCCCCAGCUCACCUACACCUACGCCACUACGGCCGGCAGCGCCACCGGAGCAAAGACUGUCGUACUGAACGGCCACACGCAGGGGAAGAGGCUGGAGAGCAGCUCUGAUGCCGUCUCCACGGUGGAGGAGCAGAACGACUCGGACUCAGCCGUGCUGAUGAAGAAGCGGCGGCUGGAAAACGGCGUCUACCCGUGUGACCUUUGCUCCAAAGUCUUCCAGAAGGGCAGCUCCCUGCUUAGGCACAAAUAUGAACACACAGGAAAGCGGCCCCACGAGUGCAGCAUCUGCAAGAAGGCCUUCAAACACAAACACCACCUGAUCGAGCACUCGCGGCUGCACUCCGGUGAGAAACCCUACCAGUGCGAUAAGUGCGGCAAGCGUUUCUCCCACUCGGGCUCAUACUCCCAGCACAUGAACCACCGCUACUCCUACUGCAAGAAGGACGGGCCGAGCUCCGGCUCGGGCCCACGCGAGGCUCAGUCGGAGCUCGGCAGCCCCCUCGGCACCGGGCCGCAGUCGGACAGCCGGACCACGACCCCUCCCUCCCAAAUGGACUCAGAUGAGAGGGAGAGCGAGGACGAGGACGACGAGGCAAUGUGCAUGGACGACAUCCGGGUGGUGCAGGUGGACGACGGCGAGUGUGAGAUCUACGAGGGCAACUUUGAGGAGGACGAGGACGGCGAGGAGAUGGCGGAGGAAGACACGGCCGGAGAGGAAGAGGCAGACGGAGACAAGGUGGACAACGAGUUUGUUUGUGACGUGGUGGAGGUCGAGCUUGAGGAUGGUCACGUGGAGGACAAAGAGACGGAGGAAACGACUGAAGAGAAGGAGGAAGCGGAAAGCACGGAUACAGAGGAAGUGGCAGACUGUGAAGCAAAUACGGACAAAAGCAUCAGGGAGGGCUCAGACAGUGCUGAAUCCACAGAGGAAGUGGUGACAAACGCCAAAUAAAAUGAUGGAAAAUCUCUUCGGGACAGCUCAAAAUGCCUCGGUGAUGACAUUUCGAGUUAAUUCAGACAAAGCCGCAGAAAAGUCGAGAAAGUCACAGCGGUUGCCUGAUCUUAACGGUCCACUACUGUGUACAAAAACCCAGGUGUGCCUGAACUUGGAAAAAAAAAAAGUGACUUUUUUUUCUUGUGGAAAUGAAAUAUCAGUGUUAAAAUUGUUUAUAGAAGUCCAGAUUUUAAAGCAGAAUUCACCCAUCAACGUGUUAGACUUGUUACUGAGACAUACCAGGUUGUUUUUGUUUGUCUGUUUUCAUUUGGUCAGUGUUACUAAUCUUGUUUGAAAACAUUUUAACCUGUAAAGAUGAGAGAUUUCUAUACCUUUUUAUUGCCAAUGAAGUUUCCUAAAUCAGUAUUUUAUUGAGUUCUACGAACAAAAACCUCUGCACUACAGUAUUCCUGGUUUACCUACGGAUACAUGCCUCAUGCAUCGUAUGCCCUUCAGUGUUAUAUACGUACACUAGCUAGCAAGAUGUUGUUUGUGUUAGUGUUGGCUAGUUAGCAUUACUUUAGUUUUCAGUUGGACUGUUAGCCUUAAGGAAAACAAAGUAUUCUUGGGGAGGAUUGUGGGCGGGAUGGGGAGUCCGGGAUGAGACGUCGGCUUCUGUACGCCAUAUCCAAACUUGCCCUAUCAGGGAAGGUGGAGUCACAACCUUAAAGCCAGCAUCAGGGCUCUGUGUUUUCGCAACCCGGCGUAGCCUACACGGGUGGAGUCUCCAGGUGAAGAUUGAAAUGCAGACUCCGCCUCGCCUGGCUCCGCUGCGGUUCGGGAAACGCACGCGCCCAUUCUUACCGAUCUUCUCCUUAUUUUGGUUGACUUUAAAGUUUCAGUGUUAUUAGCUUAUAAAUGAAGUCAUACUGUACGUGAAGGACCAGGGCUGUUCCCUGCUCCACCCCAAUGCCUCCAGCCUUAUGCAAGACCUGUGUGCUGUUAAAAGUGCCAUUGAACAGUGUUAUCAUUUCUUCUUUACACAUGUAGCCAGUAUUAUGUCCCUCUGUUACCUACACGAGACCCAUAUUGACUAAUGUUUGUCGACUUGCACAGAACAGCUCAUUUGUCACAAUAGCUGAAAGAUGCAUCCUGUGAAAUGAAUUUAAAUAUUUGCAAGGCCUACAAAAGUAUUUGGACCACUUGUUAGGGCUUCACAGUAUUAGGGCUUCAACUAUCGAUUUUGGUCAUUGAUUUUUCUUUUCUUUUUUUUUUGGAUUAAUCGAUUAAUUGUUAUCUCUAUUAAAUGACAAUAAAUAGUGUAAAAGGGGCCAAGAUGGUGCCUUUAAAUGUCUUACUGUGUCUGAACACAAAUUUAAAACCCAAAUAUAUUCAGUUUACAAUGAUAAACUGAGAAUCCUAGCUACACAAUGUUGUCCAAAGUAUUUAAAUUGUAGUUGAAAAGUAAAGACCUUUUGAAGCAGAGGAAGGUGUGGGAACUGUUGAGAAAUAUAGUCCGGACUGAGCUUACCUGUGGAUAUGAAAUGCCUUGUAAACUCAUUUCCUGCUGAUGGUAAAAGUUUUUAGAAGAAGUGAUUUAAUAUGUUGGACUUCAUGUCACAAGUUUAAAAAAAUGUUUACAUAAGUGUUUAAAAACAGAAAGUGUUCCAUUUUCUGCAGAAAUAUUUGAAGAUUAAGACACUCUGCUCCACCUGGUUGGCUCGGAAAGAAAUACAAAAAAUUAACAAAACCAAGAUGAAUUUGAAGUAAAAUGGAGACAAGGAUUUACUGUAAAGUAAAUAAUUCAGCCCAACUUGUGCACUUGUUUCGGAUAGUAAAAAAGAAAAUAAAAAGCUGUCCCGCACUUCAAACGUUAGUGAAUGUGGUCUCUGUCGAUGUGUUUUCAGUUGGUUUUACCGAACAGUGUUUAUAAUAUUAGUCUGUUUUCAUUUUUUCUUUUAUGUGUGUCCUCUGUAUAAUUUUUUGACAAUGGCAGUAUUAGAACCCUUUUCACAGAUUAAAAAAAUUUACCUGUUUAGUUUUUAGAAGACUUUUUUAUAUUUAUGUGUCUUAUUUUUAUAUUUUCUUUUAUGGUUAUUUAUUACACAUUGUAACGUACAUUACUGUAGUUUGAAUUGAUACAAUAAUAUAUUUUAGUAUGAAAAAUAACCUCAAGACGAACAAAAAACCCCAACAUGUGGUUCUGGGAGCUGAAGUUUGUUUUAACAAAAAAAAACAUAAAAAGAUAAAACAUGUAUUCUGUAAACAUGACUUCUGUUUUAAGCUAAAAAAAAAAAAAGAAAAAAGACAGGAAUGAAGUGAGAAAUAGAAACUUGUUACAUGUGCAUCCGCUCUUUGCGUCGUUAUGAAGCUACUGAAUUCUAAAACUCUGUGAUUUUCAAAGCAUGAGUCAUUGCGUUUUAAUGAAGGAUCUUUUUAUGAAGCCUCCCUUUUUAUUUCGAAGCCAAAUUCCGAUGGUCCCGCCACCCUGUUUUCUGUUCUGUGCCAACUUCCAUUGUACUGUCGAAGGCUGCAUAUCACAUUGUUCUGUCCUCACCCUUUGUAAAUCCACUGUCUUUUUGUAUUGUUUUUAUUUUAGUUUUGCUCCAUUUUUAUGACUCCCCAUCACAAUAAAAUAUAAGAAAGCA
This is a messenger RNA of Sander lucioperca (pikeperch), 6265 nucleotides long. RefSeq names its product zinc finger E-box binding homeobox 1a (gene zeb1a). Lineage: Eukaryota; Metazoa; Chordata; Actinopteri; Perciformes; Percidae. Bases 420 to 3635 code for a protein of 1071 amino acids. The record is from RefSeq and is a predicted model, not a curated record. The transcript has 8 exons. Gene Ontology annotation, molecular function: DNA-binding transcription factor activity, RNA polymerase II-specific; RNA polymerase II cis-regulatory region sequence-specific DNA binding. Gene Ontology annotation, biological process: regulation of transcription by RNA polymerase II; anatomical structure development.